AUGGCUGCUUCACAAGGAGUUGUUGCAUUACAAAACUUUUUUACUCGAUUGUCUUUUGUUAUCAAUGUUGUUGGUGCUUCCUCCAAACGGACCGACCAACUUAGAGACGCACAAGCUGAGGAAAUUGCAUAUAAGAUUUCUGUUGAUGAAUUAGAGACAGGUAGAGGUCUUAAUCAAAUUGGUACAUUACAACGAGUUGGUGAUACUCGAUGGAGUUCUCACCUCAAAUCAGUUUCGAGCUUAAUCAAAAUGUUUAGUCCAACUUUUGAGGUUUUACUUACAAUUAUUAAGGAUGGCACUGGUCCAAUCAAAGGCGACGCAGAUUUAGCAUAUGAGUCUAUUACUACAUUUGAGUUCAUUUUUGUUCUUCAUCUCGAGCAAGAAAUAAUGGAGAUCAUUGAUUUACUUUGUCAAGCUUUACAAAGACAAUCUCAAGAUAUUUGUAAUGCAUUGAGGCUAGUUGCGUCCACCAAAUUGUUAUUGCAAAAAAUGAAAGAUGAAAGAUGGGAUUGUUUAUUGUCUCUUGUUAUGUCGUUUUGUCAAGAAUGCAACAUUGAUAUCCCUGAUAUGACUUAUCCAUACUUUACUAGAGGGCCCGGAGUGUGUAAUGAGCUUAGUGAUCAUACACUAGAACAUCAUUACCGAGUGAUAUAUUUUACGAAGCAAUUAAUUGUCAGUUAA
Molecule: messenger RNA, 681 nt
Organism: Lactuca sativa (garden lettuce)
Lineage: Eukaryota; Viridiplantae; Streptophyta; Magnoliopsida; Asterales; Asteraceae
Source: RefSeq, a predicted model, not a curated record